Hibiscus syriacus is the source of this 613-nucleotide messenger RNA. RefSeq lists its product as uncharacterized. The record is from RefSeq and is a predicted model, not a curated record. The transcript has 5 exons. Bases 156 to 590 code for a protein of 144 amino acids. NCBI's taxonomy places the organism in Eukaryota, Viridiplantae, Streptophyta, Magnoliopsida, Malvales, Malvaceae.
UUCAUGAGGAGACUUGCAUUCAAAGUUCCUUUCCUAAUACAAAAAAGAAAAGAAAGAGAAACCAAAGAUUGAAACUCAGAUUUCUUUUACUGAACCUAAGAAUUCCAUCAUAUUUCUUAACAAUUUAUCUGCACUUUUGUUUUUUAGUCCUGCAAAUGAGUCCUUCCGGUCUAGCAGUAUCUUCUCUGGUGUUGUUGGUUGUCUUUUCUAGUGUUGAAGGGAUUCGAUCGGAGAAAAGUUUUAAACCAUCAUGGCAUUCUAAAUUGCAUGAAGAAGCUUUGAUGAAAAACAGUAAUGGAGUUUUGGGAGAUGUCAUUUUCUGCAAAGGACAUUGUACAGGAGACAGUAGGAAACUUAUUACUGCAACUCCUGCAUCUUCCACCAGUUCAAAGAGCGAAGACAGUGGAGAUGACAAAGCUAGCACUACUUCAAAAGUCGAAUUAGUGAACCGAGGAAAUGGUGAACAGCAAGAGAAAUUCCCUGUUGGUUCGCCGACAACUUCCGAGAUCCAUGACCAGUAUGCGGACAUCAUGGAGAUAGCUGAAAUGGACUAUUCCCAAGCCAGGAGAAAACCUCCAAUACACAACUAAGAGUGUAGGGGGAAAUCAGAGAC